CACAUCGUAGUAGAAUGCGGAUUUCGAAGCUAGUAAGAAUAGCUAGCUAGUAAGCUAAAAACAAGCUUCGUGUUGUUAGGCUUCAAACGGGUAAAAUGUCUAAAACGCACUCUCAGCCCCCGCCAUCAUCGGCAGCGACGACCACCGGGGGACCCUCCUCGUCCUCUUCGUCUUCGCCCGCAGGGGGCUCGACAUCUCCCGCAACCGUGUUGAACGUGCAGCCCGAGAAACCUCAACAUUACACAUAUCUGAAGGAGUUCAGAACUGAGCAGUGCCCCCUGUUCGUACAGCAUAAAUGUACACAACACAGGCCUUUUUCCUGUUUCCACUGGCACUUCCUGAACCAGCGGCGCCGCAGACCCAUCCGCAGACGGGACGGGACCUUUAACUACAGUCCAGAUGUUUACUGUACCAAAUAUGAUGAGGGAACAGGCACCUGCCCUGAUGGAGAUGAAUGCCCUUUUCUACAUCGAACAGCAGGUGACACAGAACGGAGAUACCACCUCCGCUAUUAUAAGACAGGAUCAUGUAUACACGAAACAGAUGCAAAAGGCCACUGCAGCAAAAACGGCUCCCACUGUGCCUUCGCACAUGGAUCACAUGACCUGCGCAGCCCUGUUUAUGAUAUCAGAGAAGUGCAGGUAAUGGAGUCUCAGGGAGGCUCCGGGCCCACAGAGGGAGGUGGAGGAGAUGGACAGUCGGGUCAGGCAGCUAGUACAGCCCUCAUAGAGAAGAUCCUGAGUGAGGAACCACGCUGGCAAGAUAACAACUAUGUGCUGUCCCACUACAAGACAGAACUCUGCAAGAAACCACCCCGUCUGUGCCGUCAAGGUUACGCCUGUCCGUACUACCACAACAGCAAAGACAGGAGACGCAGCCCGCACAAGCACAAAUACAGAGCGUUGCCAUGUCCAGCUGUGAAACAGAGCGAGGAAUGGGGGGAUCCCAGUAAAUGUGAGGGAGCAGAGGGAUGUCAGUAUUGCCACACAAGGACAGAACAGCAGUUUCACCCAGAGAUCUAUAAAUCCACUAAGUGUAAUGACAUGCAGCAGUGUGGCAGCUGUCCCAGAGGGCCCUUCUGUGCCUUUGCUCAUGUUGAAAGGCCCUUUGUUCCAGACGAACCACCGUUCCCCACACCCAGCUCCCCUCCACCCCCCAGACCUCCAGACCCUCUUCCUGCCCAGGAAGCCUCUUCAAGUCCCAGCAGACACAACAUGGGGUCUGGGCCUUCUUCUAGUUCUGUUUCAGACCCCUUCUCCCCACCUGCAGGGUCGUGUGUAGCGGAGCAGGGACUGCUGGGUAAUGUUUUGUCUCUGUGUGAGGACAUGAGUGGAAGAACAGAGCCUCUGUCUCCUUGGGCAGGAGAGGGAGGAUACGGCAGAGCACCGGGAUUUGAGAGGGAGGAUCAGGCAAAGCAAAGGAGUUUUGCUCUUGAGCAGCGCAACAGAGAAUUGGCAACAGCACAAAGCAAACAGGACUUGUUAGUGUUUCUGCCUGUGGGAAGCCCUUUGAGUUUGUCUUCCAGCAUCCCCUCCAGUCUGGCUGCCACGCCGCCCAGUCCCGCCCCUCUCGGACCCCCAGGAUCCAGCAUCUCCUCAGGCAUGAACGCUAACGCCCUGCCCUUUUACCCCACCAGUGAGACUGUGGAGUCAGUUGUCGAGUCAGCCUUGGAUGAUCUCGACCUGAAUGAUUUUGGUGUGUCGGCGUUGGAGAGGAGCUUGGAGAGCAGCUCAGCUCUGCCCAAUGUGGGAGUUAUGCUGGGAGGUAGCCAGUUUCAGAGUUCUGCCCCCGUCAAUAUCCCAGGAUCCUUUAGCAGCUCUGCACCUUUUAGCUCCCCGUCACCAUCUCCCCCAAUCAGGCCGCACACCUCACCGUUUUUUUCUACUCACCUGUCACAACCUGGCCAAUCAGAAAGCACUUUCUUGGGACCAUCUCAUAGCUCUUUAGGUCUGAAUGGUAUGAGCACUAAUAUCUGGGAGCAUUUUCCAUCAGGCCAGGGCUCCCCUGGUACACCCCCCACCCUCCUGCCCUCUGGCCCCUGUGCAGAGACUUCCAGGCUCAAACAGGAGCUGGAAGAAGCUCAUAGGGCACUGAAGCAGUGGGGUCACAGCUGGAGACACACAGCUCAGUCGUGGGCUGCGCUGAAGGCAGAUGCAGAGGAGUCACGUGCCCAUGCAGCACGGUUAGCCAUGGAAGCAGAGAGAGCCAGGCAAGCGGAGGAGGAGGCACAGAGACAGGCUUCUCUCCUGCAGGAGGCGCUAGAGAGCUUAAGGAGUGGAGAAAACCCCCAUCUAGCACUGCAUCAACUCCAGUUACUACACAGACUGCCUUUGGAGUCAGUCCUCAGUUUGCAGGCUCAACUCUGUAGCUGCUUACACGCUGUGGAACAGGUGGUAUACAGGAAACAGAGACAGUGCUGUGUGACGUGUGGAGAGCAGGGCUCAGUGUCCCUGCCCUGUGGCCAUGGACUACAGUGUGAGAGUUGCUCCACCUCUACAGAGUGCCCGCUCUGCCCUGAACAGACCCUGGAGCAGCAGCUCUCUUGACCCCACAAACCCAAUCGGACCACAACAGACCACCACAGAUUCCAGACCAGUCAGUCCUGAUUCCACAGAUACCAGCCUUGGAUCU
Messenger RNA from Epinephelus moara (kelp grouper), 2631 nucleotides. RefSeq names its product unk zinc finger (gene unk). The coding region runs from base 96 to 2546 and encodes 816 amino acids. Gene Ontology annotation, biological process: cell morphogenesis involved in neuron differentiation. The transcript has 15 exons. Lineage: Eukaryota; Metazoa; Chordata; Actinopteri; Perciformes; Serranidae. The record is from RefSeq and is a predicted model, not a curated record. Gene Ontology annotation, molecular function: metal ion binding; mRNA CDS binding.